Gamsiella multidivaricata is the source of this 2061-nucleotide messenger RNA. Its product is annotated as P-loop containing nucleoside triphosphate hydrolase protein. Gene Ontology annotation, biological process: positive regulation of transcription by RNA polymerase I. The record is from RefSeq and is a predicted model, not a curated record. Gene Ontology annotation, molecular function: ATP binding; RNA binding. Gene Ontology annotation, cellular component: nucleolus; intracellular anatomical structure. The transcript has 4 exons. Bases 1 to 2061 code for a protein of 686 amino acids. Lineage: Eukaryota; Fungi; Mortierellomycota; Mortierellomycetes; Mortierellales; Mortierellaceae.
AUGCCCUCAGUAUCUGCCAAUUCAGAUCAAUUGACAAAAAAACAAAAGCGGAAACUGCAGCACCAAUCUGAAGCACGGCCUAAGAAGUUGGCGAACAAGGAACCGAUCACGGAUAGUAUCAUUCAGAGGGCCAAGGACCUCAAGAAACAUCGCCAGAGUCUUCCUAUUUAUACCGCUCGCGAUAUCAUCAUCAAAGAGGUCAAGGCCAACGCAUGCGUAGUGAUCGUGGGUGAGACAGGAUCAGGAAAAACGACACAGAUCCCUCAAUAUCUUCUCGAAGCAGGACUCGCAGUACAUGGAACCAUCGCCAUCACUCAGCCUCGUAGGGUGGCCGCCAUCAACCUUGCGAAGCGUGUUGCUGAGGAAGUUGGGACGCCCAUCGGUCAAAAAGUUGGCUACAGUAUUCGAUUCGACGACACAUCCUCCAAGGAUUCAUUACUCAAGUAUAUGACUGACGGUAUCAUGCUGCGAGAGUUGCUCUCAGAUCGGCUAUUGUUAAAGUAUUCGGUCAUUAUUCUGGAUGAGGCGCACGAGCGGACGUUGAGAACAGAUAUCUUGUUUGGGAUGGUCAAAUCGAUCCAGAAACAGAGACAGGAGCUGGUCGACAAGGGUCGGAGAGACGUUCAGCCCCUCAAGAUCGUCAUCAUGAGUGCUACCCUUGACGCCGAGAAGUUUUCGGAGUACUUCUACAACGCAAAAAUUAUGUAUAUCUCGGGGCGGAUGUAUCCAGUCAGGACUCUCAACACUGUCGAACCUCAGUCGGACUAUGUCGACUCUGCACUGGUCACUGCAUUCCAGAUUCAUCAAGAAGAAGUGCCGGGUGACAUUCUGAUUUUCCUCACUGGUCAGGAAGAGAUUGAGAACCUUGAAAAGCUGAUUGAAGAAUACGCAGUCGACCUCCCACCCUCCGUUGGGAAGCUCAUCCCUUGCCCCAUUUUCGCCGCACAGGAUUCAGCAACACAGCAACGUAUCUUCGAACCUUCACCUCCCGGAACACGUAAGGUUAUCUUGGCCACCAACAUUGCGGAGACAUCCAUCACCAUCCCCAAUAUUCGCUAUGUGAUCGAUACAGGAUGCCACAAAUCCAGAGGGUACAACGCCAAAAUCGGAAUCGAGUCGCUGCUGGUAGAACCGAUCUCGAAAUCGUCCGCAAGACAGAGGAUGGGUCGUGCCGGUCGUGAGGCUCCCGGCCUGUGCUUCAGGCUAUACACUGAGGAUGCAUUCGAGCAGCUUGAGGAGGAUACAGUGCCGGAGAUCAAGAGAUGUAACUUAGAAUCUGCCAUUCUGUCCCUCAAGGCAUCAGGCAUUGACGAUGUGACAGGAUUCGACUUUAUGGAUCGGCCGUCAAAGUCGGGGAUGUUGAGGUCGCUGGAGCACCUUUAUGCGCUGGAGGCGUUGGACGAUGAGGGCAAAUUGACAGAGACUGGCAAGAAGAUGGCUGCUUUCCCUGUAGAUCCACCUUACGCUAAGGUUCUUCUUCAGUCUGAGAAAAUGGAUUGCACAAAGGAAGCAGUUGAGAUCAUUUCGCUUCUCUCUGUCGACAGCAUCUUUUCUGCUCCUUCAGCCAAACGCGAAGAGGCAAACGAGGCCCGCCAGAAGUUCAUCUCUCUCGACGGAGACCACCUUACCUUACUCAACACCCUCCGCGCGUACGAAUCCGUUAAGGGCGAUCGGGACUGGUGCCGUGAGAACUUCAUCAAUUCGCGCCAUAUGCGCCACGUCAUGGAUGUCCGUAAACAACUCAUCCAGUUCUGUGAACGUGCCGGGAUGGACGCAACUAAAUCAUGCGGACAUGAUCUUGAGAUUGUACUAAAGUGCUUUUUGGCAGGCUUUUUCCAGAACACGGCAUUGUUACAGCCCGAUGGGACGUAUAAAAGCAUCGUCGGAGGACAGACCGUCAGUGUCCACCCUUCGUCAUCAUUGUUCGGAAGGAAGCGCGAGGCGAUCAUGUAUAAUGAAUUGGUGUUCACGACCAAGCACUAUAUCCGAGGCGUAAGUGCCCUUGAGAGCGCUUGGCUAUCGCAGGCUGCCCCAAAGUACUUUGGACGGCGGCAAGCAUAA